Molecule: messenger RNA, 399 nt
Organism: Culicoides brevitarsis
Lineage: Eukaryota; Metazoa; Arthropoda; Insecta; Diptera; Ceratopogonidae
Gene: RpL36
Product: large ribosomal subunit protein eL36
Exons: 2
Coding region: 13-378 (121 amino acids)
Biological process (GO): cytoplasmic translation
Cellular component (GO): ribosome; cytosolic large ribosomal subunit
Molecular function (GO): structural constituent of ribosome
Source: RefSeq, a predicted model, not a curated record
UCCGUAUAACUCAUGCUCUUUCCAUUCACAGAAACCAUGGCACCACGGUAUGAACUCUGUGUCGGUCUCAACAAGGGACACAAAACCACCAAAAUCAAGCAGUUGCAGUACAAGGGAGAACACAAAGUCAAGGGUGUUCGUCCUCAACGUUUGAAGAAUAUCCAAACCAAACACACAAAAUUCGUGCGUGAUUUGGUCCGUGAAGUCGUUGGGCAUGCCCCAUAUGAACGCCGUACCAUGGAGUUGUUGAAAGUUUCCAAGGAUAAGCGUGCUCUUAAAUUCUUGAAACGUCGCUUGGGCACACACAUCCGUGCCAAGAGAAAGCGUGAGGAAUUGGGUAACAUCUUGGCUCAUAUGCGUAAAGCUGCCCACAAGUAAAUGGACAUUCACAACAUGAAU